AUGCACUACCUCGGCUCUCCCAUCUUUCCGACCUCCGUGGGCAGACGUGGAGGGCAGCGUCGCAAUUUUCACAUCGCCGUGCCCGUCGCAUCGUCUUGCCCGGGGAACAAAGGAACAAAGGACCGUAUCACUGUGCUCAUCCCAGCGGCCUGUCAGGUUGUGGAGCUGGAAGGCAAAGACUACUACGUCAGCACCAGUAAACUCAACUGGAAAGAUGCAAGUGAUUCCUGUCGAGCAAUGGGGGCCAAGUUAGCAGAACCGAAAACCGAGAAAGAGAAUAACCUGAUCCAAGGAUAUUUGGUAGUACAUGCAGACUGUGAGUCUUACUACUUCGGUCUCUCGAGUUCGGAUGGACAGACGUUCCUAUUCCAGGACGAUCCAUUAACGUACUAUGGAGGUUGGGGGUCGGGGCAGCCGAGACAACUCAAUUCCGCUGUAGCGUAUGCCAAGUACCAGUGCAGCACGUACACGUGGAGCGUCAAUGACGGAACCGCAAGAAUUCGUUAUAUCUGUGAAAUGCUGGAUCCGACAACGACGACAUCUACAACAACAACACCAACACCGACUUCAGCUCCGACAGCAACACGGUCCACCAUGGACGACACAACACCGUUGGUGAAUGCAAGCAACAACGGGACGCUCCAAAACGUCUCCACAACAUCGCAGUCGGCCAUAAAUUGGAAAUCAGGUGCAUGUCCCCUGGUCUUUAAGGCAGUGUCAUUAACGACCCUGACAACGCUCUUAUGCAUCGUAUUUGGUCUCGAGGCACAUUUCUGAACGUGUAGCGCUUUCUCGAGACCAAUACUACCACUUUACAUUUUACAUCGUCGAUUAACUUGAGUAUUAUAUGUCCAUUCUAACAUGAUAAAUAUCAUUCACUGAACGCAACCAUUACGUACUUUUAAGUCUGGUUUGAAUUAACUGACUGACUGACUGAGUUUGGUUUUACGCCGCUUUUAGCAAUAUUCCAGCAACAUCACGGCGGGGAACACCAGAAAUGGGCUUCACACAUUGUACCCAUGAGGGGAUUCGAACGAGCCAACGCUUUAACCACUAGGCUACCCCACCGCCCCGGUUUGAAUUAAUACAUCGACAGUUGCCAAAUAUGGUUUCGCUGUAAUGGCGAUAAAACAUGCAAUCUGAUGUGUGCACUUUGCAUAGACACUUACAUAGUACACAGGGUUUAAAGGCACGAUAUCACACAACACUUCUCUAAAAAUAAACUCAACAAGACUAAGUAACAGCCAUCAGGGAAGCAACCAUAUAAUUUAUUCAAAAAAGAAUUACGUAUUUAGAUUACAAUAUUAAAUUAAAAAGUUCGA
Haliotis rubra (blacklip abalone) is the source of this 1322-nucleotide messenger RNA. RefSeq lists its product as uncharacterized. Lineage: Eukaryota; Metazoa; Mollusca; Gastropoda; Lepetellida; Haliotidae. The coding region runs from base 1 to 777 and encodes 258 amino acids. The record is from RefSeq and is a predicted model, not a curated record. The transcript has 5 exons.